Messenger RNA from Aspergillus sclerotioniger CBS 115572, 1506 nucleotides. RefSeq names its product beta-lactamase/transpeptidase-like protein. The record is from RefSeq and is a predicted model, not a curated record. Lineage: Eukaryota; Fungi; Ascomycota; Eurotiomycetes; Eurotiales; Aspergillaceae. The transcript is spliced from 3 exons. Bases 1 to 1506 code for a protein of 501 amino acids.
AUGACCACUCACAUCCCCACCAACCCGCUCGACGAGAGCUUCAAGAAUCUCGUCCACGAAACCCUAACCCAAUGGCACGUCCCAGGCAUAUCAAUCGCCGUAGUCGACGGCGACAACACCUGGGCCGAGGGCUACGGCACCGCAACCUUCCCCUCGACCCCAGUCACGCCCUCCACACUCUUCUACGCCGGCAGCACCACCAAAGCCUUCACAGCAGCCAUCCUCGCCACGCUCGUCACCGACAACACUAACUAUCCACAAGUACAAUGGGACAUGCCCAUCAGCGACCUCAUCCGCGAGGACUUCGUCCUGCACGACCCCCACGCAACCAGCCACACGACCAUCGAAGACGCCCUCUCCCACCGAUCAGGACUCCCCCGUCACGACCAAGCCUACGGCAACCAUCUUCCCCGAGACACCGCGGUGCGGGAAAUCGUCCGCCAGCUACGCCAUCUCCCACUGACUGCCCCUCCCCGCACCAAAUUCCAAUACUGUAACCUCAUGUACGUCGCAGCCACCCACAUCAUCGAAACCCUCACCGGAGAAUGGCUGGGCGAUAUUCUGGCCCGGGAAAUCUGGCACCCACUGGACAUGACAGCCACGUUUUUCGAUCUCGAUGACGCAAAACAAGCACCCGAGGAUCUGGCACGUGGCUAUUACCACUCCGUCAACGAGGACACAUACCACGAGGUAGAUUGGAUGCCGUGCAACGAGAUCUCAGGCGCGGGUGCAGUCAUCACUAAUGUAUUGGACUACGCGAAGUGGGCGCGGGCUUUACUCGACCAGACCGAGCCGUUAUCGCAGGCCGUGUAUAAGGCUAUUUGGGAGCCACGGACGCUGGCACCUUCCGGGGAGCCGUUCACGGGUCCGACCGCGUAUGCUCUUGGAUGGUGGACGGGUUUUUACCAAGGUGUGCAGUAUUAUGAGCAUACGGGGGGCGUGAAUGCGUUUGGGGCCGAGUUGAUUCUAUUUCCGGCUUUGCGGUUCGCGGUGAUCGCGUUGGCGAAUACGGCUGGGACGUCGAAUUAUGCUGAGAAGGCGCUGGCGUUUCAUUUGGUUGAUGAGAGGCUUGGAGUGCCGGUUGAGAAGAGGUUUGAUUGGAAUGCUAAGAAUAUGAGCCACAUUGAGGCCGAGAAAAAAAGGGUCUUUGAUGCGAUUAACCAGGUUCCUUCUGAGCCGGUUCUUCCUGCGUUGUUGCCUUUGGAGGAGUAUGUAGGGACAUAUGUGCAUCCGGGGUAUCAGACGGUGAAAAUAUAUUUUGACCAGUCGGAGGGCGUGCUCCGUGCCGACCGGGCUAGUGCGACCUGGCCGGAGUUUUUGAAGUUCAAACAUGUUAAUGGAGAGCAUUUUAUCAUCGUAGCGAAGCAUAUUGGGGAUCUGGGGGCCUUGUUCCCUGAGGUCUAUGAGGCUGAGUUUCGAAUCGGGGAGAAGGGAAAGCCGACUGCCCUUGGGGUGGCUUGGGAGGCGACGAUGAAGGAGAAGAUUUGGUUUCCGCGGUCGGAUUGA